Salvelinus namaycush (lake trout) is the source of this 1107-nucleotide messenger RNA. Its product is annotated as olfactory receptor 2AT4-like. Gene Ontology annotation, biological process: G protein-coupled receptor signaling pathway. Gene Ontology annotation, molecular function: olfactory receptor activity; G protein-coupled receptor activity. The transcript has 7 exons. The record is from RefSeq and is a predicted model, not a curated record. Bases 1 to 1107 code for a protein of 368 amino acids. Lineage: Eukaryota; Metazoa; Chordata; Actinopteri; Salmoniformes; Salmonidae. Gene Ontology annotation, cellular component: membrane.
AUGUUUGAGGUGAAUGAGAACUACACGCGUGUGUCAGAGUUUGUGAUCGUGGGCUUCCCGGGGCUCCAUCCAUCCUUAAACCAGCUGGUGGCCUGGUUCUUCUUCUUCAUCUAUGUGACCACGGUGGUGGGGAACAUCCUGCUGGUGGUGCUGUUUGCCCUGGAGCGCAGCCUGCAGAAACCCAUGUACAUCAUCAUGCUCAGCCUGGCACUGUCAGAUAUAGGCGUAUGCACGGUGUCCCUUCCCAAAGUGAUAGCUCGGUACUGGUGGGACGACGCUGGCAUCUCUUUCUAUACGUGUCUGAUACAGAAACAAUUCAUCCACUACUUUGGAACACUCACCUCUCUCAUCAUGAUGACCAUGGCUAUGGACCGAUACCUGGCUAUCUGCUUCCCUCUCAGGUACACAGAGCUGAUGACCAACAGGACCAUGUCUCUCCUAACAGCCCUGUCCUGGGUGUCAGCCAUGAUAGUUCCAGGCGUCACCACCAUCCAGACAUCCCAGAUGCCUUUCUGUGGGCCCAACCGCAUCAUCCACUGCUACUGCAACACCUUGUCAAUGAACCAGCUGUCGUGUGCUGACAUCUCGUCCCAGAGCAGAGUAUCCGUCUCACUAUCCAUGUUCGUCCUCUUCCUCCCCUUCAGCUUCAUCGUCUUCUCCUAUGUCAACAUCAUCGUCAGCGUGAUGCGCAUGGCUAAAGCACAGGGCAGGCUGAAGACCUUCUCUACCUGUGCUACUCAGGGCUGUAUCAUCCUUAUUUACUACAUCCCCCGCUUCGUAGUGAACGCUACACCCAUCGACCCCAACCUGACCAUGACCCCUGACCUCCGCAUCGGCCUCACCCUUGUACACAGUUCCCAGCUGUGUAUCAUCUCUCUGUACUACGUCCCCCGGUGCUGUGUCUACACCAGCAGCAUCCUCAACUUCUCCAUCAGCCAGGACUUUGUUAUCGGCCAAACCUUCCUCUACAGUCUGCUACCGCCCCUCCUCAACCCCUUCAUCUACUGCCUCCGUACCAAGGAGAUCAAGGCUUCCCUGGCCAAGUGGGCCUACCGAGUGCAGUCCAACGCACAUCACAAACCCUCCAUCCACCCCAUAGCCUGCUGA